Messenger RNA from Dimorphilus gyrociliatus, 2893 nucleotides. The record is from the annotation of a GenBank genome assembly. Lineage: Eukaryota; Metazoa; Annelida; Polychaeta; Dinophilidae.
AGAGAGAGAGAGAGAGAGAGAGAGAGAGAGAGAGAGAGAGAGAGAGAGAGAGAGAGAGAGAGGGAAACAGAGAGGGAAACAGAGAGGGAGAAAGAGGGAGAUAGGGAAAGAGAGAACAAAUAAGCAUAAUUGUAAGAAAAAGAACUGAAAUAGGAGACUCAUUUAAUUCUAAACAAACUGAACAUUAAACAACAAUUACUCUUUACAUAUUUGCCUUAUCUAUCCAUAAAACAUUGUGAUGUACGGAUAAACAAUCAAUUACAUGAUGUAUUUGACGAAAGGAACUUUAGCUUUAAGUCUUUGUCUUUCUUUUAUAGUUUUUUACUAUGCCUUUAAAAACUUAUCCAUUGGAUCCAGCUUCAAUUUUGACACAUUGAAUAUUCUAGACAAUUCUAAAGUUUGUUACAUGGGCGAAUGGUUAUUGAUAAACAAUUCUACUGUUCAAGCGAAAGUAGAAGCUCUAAGAAAUUUGAAAAGAUUCGAUUGUACAUUUACCGAGAUAUAUAGAAAUUUCAAAGAUAAUACAGUGUAUUUAUCAGCCGAAACUCAUCGACUUGUAUUCAAUGGUCCAGAGAAGAAAUUUCAUAUGAGGAACAACUUUUACGAUGUGAGAUGCUGGAACAAAUAUUCCGAUUAUCAUACGACAAUUGCCAAGUUGGGAAAAGGUUCAACAAUGACCCCAACCAAAUCGCAGUCCACCAAAAUUGAAGAGGAUGGGUGCAAAUUUCCAUUUAUCGAUUUCUUUCAUCCUUCUCUCUACAGACGCUAUAAAGAUUUGGGUAAUUACAAGUGCAAAGGUUUACAUAUGACCUACCUUGUCGAUGGCAUACUUAGAUACAACGAAACGGACAUCAAUACAUUCGUCAACAAGAAGAUAGCAAUCGAUUUCAAUUGUUCAGUUAGCCAAAUAGUAAGAAAGGCAGAAUCUUACAAUGAUUAUAUAUUCUAUAGGAAUCUUACUGAUUCAUUGAAAAUCCCCUUUGAAUUUAUCAGGGUGAAAUGUUUCAAUAAAUCUGGAAGCGUUUUCCAUACUGAUUAUCACGCCCAAAUUAUAAAAAAGAACAAAGGGAUUAAGGUCAUUCCGAAAGAUGAGAAAAACUCCAAGGACAAAUUGAACGUUCUUAUAGUUGGCAUGGAUUCAACGUCUAGAGGUAAUUUCGUUAGGCAUAUGCCCAAAUUACGCAGUUUUCUUAAAGACGAAAUGAAGGCGGUAGAGAUGAAAAGAUUUAAUAAGGUUCAAAAGAACACUGUGGUAAACAUAAUGCCGUUAAUGACUGGGAGUUAUCUAAGAGAGAUAGAAAGAAAGUUUGUCAAUGAGUCGUCGCCGUUUAGCAGACGUUUCUAUGACGACGAAAUUGACAAUUUUAUAUGGAAAGAAUAUUCAAAAUUGGGCUAUUUUACUCUUAUGGCGGAGGACGCUUACUACAUGGCUACAUUUAACUAUUUAACGAGAGGCUUCCGAAACCCGCCAACCGAUUACUACUACAGGCCACUUGCUAUUGCCAGUGAAAAGGCUAAUUACGACCUUUGUGCUGGAAACAAGCUAAAGAGUAAAAGAAUCGUAGAUUACACUAAUGAAUUCAUUAACAAGUUUAAAGAUGAGAAAUACUUUGCUUUCGUAUUCGGUACGCAGGUUACUCACGACAAUAAUAAUGGAUUGUCAAGAGUCAAGGAUCUCUACUGGGAUUUUAUUACGAAUAAUUAUUACAAAGGUGUCCUAAACAAUACUCUUCUCAUUGUUAUGGGUGAUCACGGCCCUAGAUGGGGAUACGUUAGAUCGUCGCAAUUCGGAUGGUUUGAAGAUAUGAUGCCGGCCAUGUAUGUAGCCUUUCCCCCGUGGUUUAGGAAGAAAUAUCCCCGGCAUAUUGCCAAUUUAGAAGAAAACUCUGAGAGGUUAAUGACCUUUUUCGAUUUACACCAGAUGCUCCUUGACGUACUACACUUUCGAGGAAACGAAGCCGAUAGAGAGCUUGAUUCAAGCAAUAGAGCUAUAAGUCCUUUUUCCGAAAUACCUAGAAAGAGAGAUUGCAAGGCCGCUAAUGUGAGCGAAGAAUUCUGUAUAUGUCAAAAUUCGAUCAAGAUUAGUCCUGACUUGAAUGAAGUAAAGACAGCAGCGCAAGCAAUCAUAACUUUUAUAAAUGAUCUUUUGGAGAAGAAGGAAAAGGGAAAAUGCGUGAGAUUAUCAUUGGAAACUGUAAAGAGUGCUUCGCUCCUAAUCGACAAAGAAAACGCUACAAAGUUGUUCAAGAGUUCAAAAGCUAAAGAGAAGAUCGCUGGGAAGUUGAAAGAGGUCAAGUUGAAUUUAGUUAUAAGCGUUUCACCAAGCCAGGCCGUGUUUGAGGCUCACGUAAGCUGCAAAGGUAAGAAAUUGACUACCUGUAAAGCUACGGAACACAUUUCCAGAUUGAAUUUAUACAAGAAUCAAUCAUAUUGCGUUCGAAAAAAAUUGAAAGAAUUCUGCCUAUGCAAGAAUCAAUUGAUCUCUUCUAAAAAUGAAACUAUGAUUUUCCCAGAGAUCGACAAGCUGUAAAAGAAAAAAUAUAUAGAAGCAAUAGGCUGACAAAGGAAAAAGAUGAUGAUGCAAUUUAUGACAAUUGUAUUGUUUUUUUUUUCUAAGGGAAAUUUAUUUUACGGGUUUAAAAGAGGAAUAUUUAAAAAUAAAGUGCCGUUGACAAACUCUACUUUCAGUUAUAAACAUUUUAUAUCCAAAUGUACUUGUUUGUGUAUCUAGGCUGAAAAAAAGACAUAAAAAGAAAACAGUCUUGUUUGAACGAAAAAGAAAAAGCCAGUCUACAUACAUAUUAAAUACAGAUUUGUUUAAAUGGUGCAUACUCCCUUUUUUUCUCUCUCUUUAUUAAUUUAGGCUUGAUUGUUUCCCCACCAGGGUAGAGCC